CCGUCUUCUCCGUCCAGGCACAGCACAUACAACUAGCUAGCAUUGCGGUUGCUGCUCUCGCUGAUCCUCGCUUCCGGCCGGCCAUGGCAGUCCGUCUGGAUCCCCUUGAGCUAGGUAAGGUGAUAGGUGAAGUGGUGGACAGGUUCGUGCCAACCAUGGUACUGUCUGUGCGCUUCGGGACAAAGGUCCUCACAAACGGCUGCGAGAUCAAGCCGUCCGUUGCCGUCGCUGCUCCCGCCGUGCAGAUCGGCGGCGGGGUCGGCGAUCUCUUCACCCUGGUUAUGAUUGAUCCGGACGCUCCGAGCCCGAGCGAGCCGAGCAUGAGGGAGUGGCUUCACUGGCUUGUUGUUAACAUACCAGGUGGAGCAGAUCCUUCUCAAGGUAUACUACUAGUGGUGCCCUACAUGAGCCCGCGCCCAGCGUUGGGCAUCCACCGCUACGUGCUGGUGGUGUUUCAGCAGAGGGCGCCGGCGCCGGCGGUGGCGCCCGGCGAGGAAGCGCCCGGGGUGCGCGCGGGGUUCCGCACGCGGGAGUUCGCGAAGGAGCAUGGAUUGGGACUCCCCGUCGCCGCCAUGUACUUCAAUGCUCAGAAGGAGCCGGCCAGCCGCCGCCGCCGCUACUAGCUAAUGGUUACUGUGUAAUCACC
This is a messenger RNA of Brachypodium distachyon (stiff brome), 646 nucleotides long. RefSeq names its product protein MOTHER of FT and TFL1 homolog 1. The coding region runs from base 84 to 623 and encodes 179 amino acids. Lineage: Eukaryota; Viridiplantae; Streptophyta; Magnoliopsida; Poales; Poaceae. The transcript has 4 exons. The record is from RefSeq and is a predicted model, not a curated record.